UCCCCCCUUCCGUUCCCUUGCAUCCGGAAGAGUUGGAUCCGAAGUCUGGUCGUCCUCGUCGACGAUCGGCAGGGGUCGUCCUCGUCGACGAUCGGCAGGGGUCGUCCUCGUCGUCGAUCGGCAGCGUCGUCCUCGUCGACGAUCGGCAGGGGUCGUCCUCGUCGUCGAUCGGUAGGGGUCGUCCUCGUCGUCGAUCGGCAGCGUCGUCCUCGUCGACGAUCGGCAGGGGUCGUCCUCGUCGUCGAUCGGCAGGGGUCGUCCUCGUCGACGAUCGGCAGGGGUCGUCCUCGUCGACGAUCGGCAGCGUCGUCCUCGUCGACGAUCGGCAGGGGUCGUCCUCGUCGACGAUCGGCAGCGUCGUCCUCGUCGACGAUCGGCAGCGUCGUCCUCGUCGACGAUCGGCAGGGGUCGUCCUCGUCGACGAUCGGCAGGGGUCGUCCUCGUCGACGAUCGGCAGGGGGUCGUCCUCGUCGACGAUCGGCAGCGUCGUCCUCGUCGACGAUCGGCAGGGGUCGUCCUCGUCGACGAUCGGCAGCGUCGUCCUCGUCGUCCUCGUCGACGAUCGGCAGCGUCGUCCUCGUCGUCCUCGUCGACGAUCGGCAGGGGUCGUCCUCGUCGACGAUCGGCAAGGUCGUCCUCGUCGUCGAUCGGCAGGGGUCGUCCUCGUCGACGAUCGGCAGGGGUCGUCCUCGUCGACGAUCGGCAAGGUCGUCCUCGUCGACGAUCGGCAAGGUCGUCCUCGUCGUCGAUCGGCAGGGGGUCGUCCUCGUCGUCGAUCGGCAGGGGGUCGUCCUCGUCGUCGAUCGGCAGGGGGUCGUCCUCGUCGUCGAUCGGCAGGGGGUCGUCCUCGUCGUCGAUCGGCAGGGGGUCGUCCUCGUCGUCGAUCGGCAGGGGGUCGUCCUCGUCGUCGAUCGGCAGGGGGUCGUCCUCGUCGUCGAUCGGCAGGGAAAUUUAUCUGA
Molecule: messenger RNA, 959 nt
Organism: Procambarus clarkii (red swamp crayfish)
Lineage: Eukaryota; Metazoa; Arthropoda; Malacostraca; Decapoda; Cambaridae
Source: RefSeq, a predicted model, not a curated record